UCCCGCCGUACUGUCCUCUCCGUAUAAUUAAAACCCAAAUAAAAUAAAUUGCACAUGAAAAUUCCUAAAAAUAAUAAUAAUUCCCGUGUAAAUUCUUCUUUAAACAUUAUAAAAAACAAAUUUAAGUGUAAUAAUUAUUUAUAGUAUCCUGUAAAGCUUAUCGAUAUCAGUGAGUGCUCUGCGCAACCGGCCAAUAGUGUCAGCGGGGAAGUGCGAGGGACAGCCAUGACAGUAGUGGUAUUUUCAGUAAACUCAUUGGUGUGUGCUCCUUUAAAAUAAUAAAAACUUGAGCCCUUGGGCAUUUAAAAUCAUCAUUUUAUUUGGAUGAAAAAUGACGAGUAUCAAAAAAGAUUUAUGCAGGGUCUUUAUUGAACAAAGAUGAACAGCGAACAGCAUGCAUUGCCAGCGACCACGCAGGCACAGCAAGAGGAAGUAAACGCGGGUCAAAGCAGUCGCCCUUCUUAUCCGGGUGGCUUGGCUGCCGCCACGAGUGUCGGGAAUGUAGGGAGUACAGUCCCGCAUUCGUCAGCGGACCUGCGUGUAGGUACAGCUGUAGCGUUAGCUGCCUCCUCGCUAUCUUCUCCGGCAAAGUUCUGGCUCCUGAAUCUGUUUCCUCCUGGAUCGCUGCCCCAGGUCUCGGUGUACCAUCACCACCACAACUCCACUCACAGGGGAGCCAGCGGAGCCGUAGGACCUGGUCCUCCUGGAACGGGAAACGGCUCCGGGCCAGCAGCAAAAGAAGGAACUUUGUCCCAGGAAAUGGCACUGGCUACCAAUGCCCACCACCAGACGUCUCAUCAUCAUCACUCACCUGGAGUGGCUCCUGGUCACCACUCUUCCCUGCAGUCUAACGCCCAGAUUCCAGUUCCUCUUCCUGGUCUCAACUUAGACGGUUCGCACAUCCCGAGUCACCUCCAAGCGGCUCACGCCCAGAUGCAACAGCAAAUGCAAUCCCAGCAGCAGCAACAGUUGCAUCAGUCCCAACAACAGCAGUCCCAUCAUCAAAUGCAGAAUCACCAGGCCAACACUGGACAGAACUCUCAGAAUCAGUCGGCCCAGCGUGAUGACAAAAUCAAGGACGAGGGCGGCAGUUGUACCACCGAGCGUUGCAGCGAUAGCCAAGUACACUGUCAGGUACAAUGUGAUCUUCAACUUCAGCAACCGCAAGACUUACAACAGAGUAUGAUGCAGCAGCAGCAGCAGCAACAACAGCAGCAGCAGCAGCAACAACAACAACAACAACAACAGCAACAACAACAACAGCAACAACAACAACAACAACAGCAGCAGCAACAACAGCAGCAGCAACAGAUUGGAGUUAAUAUCAGUGGGAAUCCCGGGACGGAUAGCGGUAAUCAAAAUAAUGCGGAGAAACCAGAGAAGGAAAAAGAAUUGCGACAACUUAAUAUGACACAGUUUCAAGUACCAGAUUUAAAAGCUGGAAGCCAUAUGAUGGAUGUUAGAACGGCAGAUGGAUCAUUAGUCAAAAUAAGUGCGGGUAAUGAGCAAGACCUUGCUAAAACUCUUAAUGUUGAGAUGGUACAAAAUAUGUACAAGGUUAAUGUCGAAGACAUUAAUCAACUGCUGGCCUAUCACGAAGUGUUCGGUAAGCUCCAGAGUGAAAUAGCUGCCGGAACAACUCUAGUCGGCGGUACAGUGCCGACCCAAACUGUUACCACUAUCCAGAAUGGUACACCGCUGGCACAACAAGUGCAAUUGAAUAAAUUUGACAUUACCAAGAGCGAUGGGGAGGCAACACCUGGACCCAGCGCCUCCCCAGUCUCCGUGGGCAGCCACGCGUGCGAGGUCUGCGGGAAGAUCUUCCAAUUUCGCUAUCAGCUGAUAGUUCACCGUCGUUACCACACCGAAAGAAAACCGUUCACGUGUCAAGUUUGUGGCAAAGCAUUUUCAAACGCAAACGACUUGACUCGUCACGGCAAGUGCCAUCUUGGAGGCUCUAUGUUUACCUGUGCCGUUUGCUUCCAUGUUUUCGCGAACGCGCCGUCUCUCGAACGACAUAUGAAACGCCACGCUACUGAUAAGCCCUACAAUUGUACUGUUUGCGGAAAGAGUUUCGCUAGGAAAGAGCAUCUGGAUAAUCAUACCCGUUGUCAUACUGGUGAAACACCUUACAGAUGUCAAUACUGCGCAAAGACUUUCACACGCAAGGAACACAUGGUAAACCACGUGAGAAAACACACCGGUGAAACGCCUCAUCGCUGUGACAUCUGCAAGAAGAGCUUCACCCGCAAAGAACAUUUUAUGAACCACGUAAUGUGGCACACUGGCGAGACACCUCAUCAUUGCCAGGUUUGCGGGAAAAAGUACACGCGCAAAGAGCACUUGGCAAAUCACAUGCGUUCUCACACCAAUGAUACGCCUUUCCGCUGCGAAAUUUGCGGCAAGUCGUUUACAAGAAAGGAGCACUUCACGAACCACAUAAUGUGGCACACGGGUGAGACACCCCAUCGCUGUGACUUUUGUUCGAAGACAUUUACCCGGAAAGAGCAUCUAUUGAACCAUGUACGUCAACACACGGGUGAGUCUCCUCAUAGAUGUGGCUUCUGCUCUAAAUCAUUCACCAGAAAGGAACAUCUUGUUAAUCAUAUUCGUCAACAUACUGGUGAAACUCCAUUCCGUUGCCAGUACUGUCCAAAAGCAUUCACACGUAAAGACCACCUGGUGAAUCACGUGAGACAGCACACGGGUGAGUCACCGCACAAGUGCCAGUAUUGCACGAAAUCCUUCACGCGCAAGGAGCAUUUGACAAAUCACGUACGUCAACAUACAGGCGAGUCGCCCCAUCGUUGUCACUUCUGCUCAAAGUCAUUCACACGCAAAGAGCAUUUGACGAAUCACGUCAGAAUCCACACCGGUGAGUCUCCGCACAGAUGCGAAUUUUGCCAGAGAACAUUUACGAGAAAAGAACAUCUCAAUAAUCAUCUACGACAACAUACUGGAGAUUCGUCUCAUUGCUGCAAUGUCUGCUCUAAGCCGUUUACCCGAAAGGAACAUUUGGUAAAUCACAUGCGUUGUCAUACCGGCGAAAGGCCAUUCGUUUGUACCGAAUGCGGUAAAAGCUUCCCUCUGAAAGGCAACCUGCUCUUCCACAUGCGUUCUCACAACAAAGGCAGCAAUGCUGAGCGGCCUUUCCGCUGCGAUCUCUGUCCGAAAGAUUUCAUGUGCAAGGGCCACUUGGUGUCUCACCGACGCUCCCACUCGGAUGAGCGACCCCACAGCUGUCCCGACUGCGGGAAGACUUUCGUCGAGAAGGGCAACAUGCUGAGACACUUGCGGAAGCACGCCGCCGAGGGUCCGCCGACCCAAGUCACCACACCGUCAGCGAUCCCGCAGCCCGGGGUCUUGCCAAUUCCUACAGCCGCGGCCGUUCUCGUCGGCCAUCCUCUGGCUCCACCCGCGCCUCCAGUCGUUCCACAACACACCGUUGUUGUUCCUACCCCUCCGGGUGUGCUUACUUCUUAUUGAAUGGACCAAACGGCGAACAAUGAUAAGCCAAUCGGAUUAACCAUGACGAAUUUAACAGAGAAUAAUGAUAAUACUACUACUACUAGUACUACUACUACUACUAAUAAUAAUAACAAUAAUAUUAAUGAUAAUAAUGAUAAUGCAAAUAUUAACAGUGAUUAUUCUCUCGAAAAAUUUGUUAAUAAUUUUAUGAUUUAUCAGCACAUCAGUUGAUAGGUAUUUAAUAUGUCUAUUAAUUUAAUUAAUUAAUUAAUUAAUUAAUUAAUUAAAAUUUUAAAAGUGUUUGUGACGGCUAAUUAUCGCGAUUGUUA
Messenger RNA from Cotesia glomerata, 3797 nucleotides. Its product is annotated as zinc finger protein 665-like. Gene Ontology annotation, molecular function: chromatin insulator sequence binding. NCBI's taxonomy places the organism in Eukaryota, Metazoa, Arthropoda, Insecta, Hymenoptera, Braconidae. The transcript is spliced from 10 exons. Bases 379 to 3486 code for a protein of 1035 amino acids. The record is from RefSeq and is a predicted model, not a curated record. Gene Ontology annotation, biological process: regulation of transcription by RNA polymerase II. Gene Ontology annotation, cellular component: chromosome.